Messenger RNA from Pelmatolapia mariae (spotted tilapia), 8777 nucleotides. RefSeq names its product BCL2 associated athanogene 5 (gene bag5). The transcript is spliced from 4 exons. The record is from RefSeq and is a predicted model, not a curated record. The coding region runs from base 635 to 2104 and encodes 489 amino acids. Gene Ontology annotation, cellular component: cytosol; membrane; cytoplasm. Gene Ontology annotation, biological process: negative regulation of protein ubiquitination; regulation of inclusion body assembly; protein stabilization. NCBI's taxonomy places the organism in Eukaryota, Metazoa, Chordata, Actinopteri, Cichliformes, Cichlidae. Gene Ontology annotation, molecular function: adenyl-nucleotide exchange factor activity; protein-folding chaperone binding.
GACAACACAGUAUCAGCACAAAAAUAACUUAACGGGAAAGAUACAGGGUGCUAACACAAAAGUUGAGCGUAGAAUUGCAGGUGACAACAGUCAGAAGGCUGAAGAUGUCCCAUAUUUCACCGAUGCAAACCCCAUAUGACAGCGAUGAGCUCAUCAGACACAAAUACCAUGUAGUUUGAAUUCCACAUGCAAAGUUAGCAUCACCAACACAGCCACAUCUGUACUAAUGACAAAUGCAGAUAUCAUCUGGAACUCAGGUUUAAAGACAGUCUGCUAAAGACUGAAACUCCACACAGCAGAUGCACAUCACGUGGCUUUAAAUGAGCAGUGACCUCCACCAGACAGCUUAUCAUUACAGAGCAGACCUCAAGAUGGAAAGAGCAGCGAGGAAUAAAAAACGCUCCAGGGCUAAGAGACGAAAAGAGAGGGCAGCAGAGGAAGGAAUCUGGUGGUAGAGGCUGUGGGAGGGGCGACAGCAGCCCGACCGCAGUCAGUCAGUCACAGUCAGUCGCUGGAUACUGAAGCUGACCGCAGGAGCAUCGAGAUCUCCCGGAUUUCGGCUUUAUCCCUUUGGAUGCCUCUUUCCUGCACGAGCCGCCCAGCAUUUGGCUGAUGGAAACAGACAUCCGUGAAAAUGUGCGCGAAUGUGUUCGGGGUUUUGAAAAGCCUGUUUGGGAAGCCCUUUGAUGGCGGGAAGAGGAUGGACCAUGGUGGUCCACAGCAGCAGCAACAACAUCCAAUGGAGCAGCAGCAGCCAGCAUAUCAUCCGCAGCACCCUGCCAUGAUGCGGCUGUACGAGAUACAGAAGGAGGUGGCGUCUCUGGGGCCGCAGGUGUGCACCUUCAGCGGCCUUCAGAAUGAUCGGGACUACAAGCGUCUGGAGCGAGAGCUGACCCGCCUGCUGCUGGAUGUGGACCAGGUGGACACAGAGGGCAAGCCGGAGCUGCAGGGGGCACGAAAAAGAGCGGCUCAGGAGGUGGAGGGACUCCUGCGUUAUCUAGAAGAGAACGCCACCCAUCCUUCCCGGCUGGCCAUCGAACAGCUAAGCUACGAGGCGCGGCAGCUGGUGGACGAGCGCGUCGUGGCUCCGCAGCGAGCAGGCGGGGUGACAGAGAUCAACGACGAGUUGGUGGACGCUCUGCAGGAGCUCGUGCUGAGGCUCACUCAGGUCAAGACCGAAGGGAGGGUGCCGCUCCGCAAAGCACGCUACCGGGCGCUAACGCGCCUCUGCGCUGUACAGGAUGUGAUCGAAGGGCGCACGCAGCAGCAGACCCUCUCCCUGCCGCUGUCGGGAGACACCCACGAGGCCGUGAACUGCAUCAACCAGGUGAUGGUAAAGGUGAGCGUGGCCCGCAGCCAGCUGGUGGCGCUGCUGAUGGGUCUGAGCGGGAGGGACAGCUGUGCCCACCUGUCACGCAUCCUGACAGAGAUGCAGGUGGAGCUGGACGCUCUGGAUGUUUCGGGGAACGCGGUGAUCAGAAAUUACAGGAAACAGGUGGUGGAGGAGAUAAACGGGCUGCUGAAACAUCUGGACCUGGAGGGGGAAGGAGACGACACACGCAGGUAUGACUUGGCGCAGAACAACUCCAUCCGAGAGAUCGAGGGCGUGCGAGCUCACAUCUCGCACCUGCGAGAGGGCGUCCUACGACACUGUGCGAUGGGUGACCUCAGCUUCAGACCCAAAGCCGAGUUGCAGGGUCUUCUCACCCAACUGGACCAGGUGGACACGGCGAAGAACCCGUGCAUAAGAGAAGCCCGUCGCCGUGCUGUGGUGGAAGUCCAGGCGGUCAUCACGUUCCUGGACCUACGCGAGGCUCUAGCACGCCGCCAGCCAGGCCCCAAUGAGCACCCAUCACAUCGAGCUGUGUGGCAAGUCCUGGGGAGCCUGUCAGAGCUCCAGGCUCAGGUCCUGGGCUUCGACGGCAAGCGGGUCGACAAGAGCUACAUGAUCUUGGAGGAGCUGCUUACCAAACAGCUGCUGGCGCUGGACGCCGUUGACCCGCAAGGCGACGAGACAACCAAGGUGGCACGCAAGCAGGCGGUGAAGUUUGCCCAGAACAUUCUCAACUACCUGGACAUGAAGACAGAUGAGUGGGAGUAUUAAUUAAUUCCAAAACACGAUGGGACGCUGCAGGAACAAAAGGAGCUGAUAAUGUGUGUAAAAUAAAAAAAUAAGGAAAUAAACUGGUACAUUAUCAUUCCACGGGCUGUAAAUAUGAAUUCAGAUCCCUAGAAUGCACUGCAGCAGCGCUUUUUCUUUCAUCACUUCGUGGUUGUCAUGGCCGACCCUGCAGAUAAACACAGAACUACUUUUGUGAAACACUUUGAAAAUUCUCUUUGUGCUAUUUGGAGAUAUCUUUUAAAAUCUCCCAUGUAUGUGUGUACCUGUGUGUGCGUGUGAGUGUAUGCGCGCAAAUUGUUAUUUGUUGUCUUUGCAUUUGGCGUGUGGCUGUCGAAGCCAAAGCACUAAAUAAUGCCUGUAAAAGUGGUCACAUCCUCUAGACUGCACUUGAUGUUGAUAAAUUAUCCCAGUGUGAUGGAUUGCUUAGCAGUGGUUUCCCCCGUCUGGCCUGAUUAAUCAGAGUGUCAGUUGCUAAUGGAGACAGCCGAUGCACGUGUUGAAUACCGUGACCUAAUUAGGAAAAGUCGCCUAUGGCUACCCUAAGAGCUGGGCUUGGUCCAGAGUGUGAUACCUGCUGUGUGAUACCUGCUGAUGUGGGGUGAGAAAAGUACCCCCAACCCCCUUCCUUUUUUAAAAAAAAUUCAGGUAAUUGAAUUUGGUCGAUUCCUUUUUUUUUGUUUGUUUGUUUGUUUCACUCAGAAAGGCAGUGUCUAUUUAAUCUGCGGUGAUGUGCUUUUGAAGGUGAAACAUGACAAAUGUUCACAAGCCAGAGUGUGUGUUUAAACAGAUGUAAUUAGAGAGGGAACGGUGAGAGUUUACACCGCCCAUGUUAAGUGACUCUCCACCCGUGUGUGACCUCGUUGACCCCUCAGCAUGUGUUUCAAGUUUCUGGCAGCUCCCUGAAAACACAAACACAAAAUCGGGCGGCAAACAAAACGUCAGUGUUGAUGCGGUAUCCCCUCGGCUGUGAAUGAAGAGAUGAAAGUUACCCCACAACCUCCUCGCCGCUUGCGUAGCUGUUCAUCUCUAACAUGUUUCACGUUUGCUCUGAUUUCUGUAUGAUUGUUUUAGGCUAUUAAUGAAUCAGGGCUAAAUCCAGAGAUAGAGGGGCAGAGGAGAAAUUUUGUCACCGCUGCUGCUGUUUGAGUUGUUUUCUGUUUGUUUGUUUCUACCUACUGCUUUCUCCGGAUGGAGGAGAGACUGUGAGAGGUCCCUGGGGAGAGGAAGAAGAAAGGGAGGAGGGCGAGCAAAGAUAUCCACUGGAUUGACACAUCAAGGCUGAAGCGCACAGGGCCGACAGUCGGGUACUGUUAGGUAGAGGAUUGACGGUGAUGGCAGUCGACAGAGCCUUCUAGAAACUUCUCUAAGCUGCUUCUGCUGCGGACAGUAGGAGGGAGGGAAAGGACUAGUAGAGAAGUCUGUGUGCCUUGAUUUUGACCCUUCCUUAUGACCCGGUUUAUGUAAAAGCAGCCUUGUAGUGCAGCAGCUGAUUAAAGAGCUAAAGAGCAAGCUCUUUUUAUUUCUUUCUUUUUUUAAAUAUAAAAGUACAAAAUGAGGAAACUAAAGCUCCGAAUGUGUUUAUGGAGAGCACCAUGGUCAUUAUAACCAUCAGAAAUAUGCACUAGUUGUCAGAAACGCUUUUUAAGCAUUCAGCAUGUAUUCCUGAAAAUGCUCCGGUCAGUCAUUUGUAGUAACACAGCGAUGACGCUCCUUUUCACCAGGCAAAGCGACAUGAGUCAUGGUUUCACGCUGCAAAACAGCCACGCUUCUGGAGCAGCUCUCAUGCUCUGACAGCACUUAGGCGACAUUAGCAGGAAAAUCAACAGAGAAAAACAGAGCGACCGGUCUCACCUUCCUGCUUAACCCCCUUAAAAAAAAUCAGCUGACGAGGAGACGAUGGUGGAGGUGUUCCUGAGCGGGAGGAAAAGGCAGCUAAUGAAAGAAUCACUCCUCAGCUCGUAGCAAUCGUUUUUAGGCAUACGUCGUGAUCUUUGACAGCAGAAAUCCACAACUUGCUUGCUGCUACUUCGCUAUUUCUCUUCACAGUGUGUGUGUGUGUGUGCGCAUCAGUCAGUGUAAAAUUCUGAUAAUUUAGGUGGUCCUCUGCCUUACGGUGACACCUGAGGUGGAAGAUGCAUCUGCCAGCUCAUUAAAAAUACCUCAGCAGAGAGCAGAGAAAGAGGCAGUCUUUUCGGAGUUUAUCUGAUUGGUGGUUGAAUAAGACUAAAGCUGUCUCCAGAAUUUCUUGGCUCACAAGACUUCUCGUCAACUGAGAGUCUCUGAUCUCUGUGUGAUUGUGUUUGAACACACACACUAAGAGGUCAGAUGUUUCCUCUGCAACAAGUUGCUCACAGUGAUUAAAGUCUUUAGGGCGUUGUUGUUCAUCCCAGCUGCAGAGAAUGUGGUCCAGCAUGUUUCAGUGAAGCUUCACCAGCCCUUCUAACUCUUUGAAGCUGCUACUGGAAGCAGUUUUCUGGCACAAAGCCUGCAGCUCAGCCUCCUGGGUAGUGAGCUGACUCAUGCGGGGGGAAAUUAGAUUAAACAGUGUUCAUUAAACGUAGCCAGUCUGCCUGGCUGUUGUUGCAAUAGAUGCUUUCUCACGGCGAACCUUAUGCUCUCUCAGACCAAACCGAUCCAGACACACCUUAUGCUCACGUUUUUUUGUACGCAGUAACACGCAGAUGUAUGUCUGUUCCUCGCAGGACACUGCAUCAGUGUAUUAUACACGUUUCUUUGAAUAGUUUAUCCAAAGUUUUACGCUAUGAACAGAAGUAUUUAAAUCGUUCCUGUCUCAUUGUCUCGGAGUGUUUGGAAGCCAUAAACGUUUAUAUAGUGGUCCUGAAGUCCAGGAUUUUGUUGCGAUGGAUGUUGUUCCCCGGUUCCAAAUAUCGCUCUCACACUUCUAAAACUGCUUUUUUUUGUAUAUGUACAAUGGCUCUACUAGAUUUAGGUAUUACAAAUUGAUCAUUGUGAAAUUAGUUGUCGCAUUAAAGUCGAGGUGCCUGCGCCUCAGCGUUUUUGUUUACACGAACAAAAGGAGAAAAUCCAUUUUAUAGGUUUAAAAGAUUGAUGAGGAACCAAAUAUGUACAAGGGUUCACGUGUUUUAGGCUAUCGUGAUGUUGCAUGAGUGUGAAUGUUUUGUUAAGGUUACAUGGCAGGGCUUUAAAGGAUAAAGCUGGAGAGAUUUUUAUUUACAUUUUUUCUUGAUUGUCAACAAAACCAAUAAUGUUGUGCAUCUUGGUGGCCCUCAGCUCCGCUCCAGUUGGUUCAUAAUCAGAUACAUUUAAUGAGCCUCAUUAAAUGUAUCUAAUUUCCUCAAAAACACAUGGGCAUUGUAGUUUUUUACCAAACAAUUAGAAGGUUCAUGUGUGGGGACUAGUUUAUGCAGUGGAUGUUGUGGCUGUUUGUUUGUUUUUUCCAUCUAAGAGUGCAUGUGGGAAAAUACAAAAUACACAGUGUCUUUGUCUGAGAUCAUAAAAAUUACACAUUUACUGGGAUAGUUUAUAUAUUUUUUUUCGUACGAUUUGUUGACAAAAACACAGAAUAUGAAGGAAUUCUUACUUUAAAACAGAGACAUAUUCUUGCUAAUAUCAAAACCAGCACCAUAAAGCCUGUUUUGCUUUUGUGCAAAUACAUUGCCGACUACGUUUCAUGAAUUGCUUGUUGGAUUGUUAAAAAGUGAUAUGGGUCAUGCUUUAGUUAUAAUUAGAAUGUAUUUACGAGCAGAGGCAGAGUGUAGUUUGCUAUUAACAUGGUAUUUAUAUGCAAAAGCAUUUAAAUAUACAUAGAAGUUGUUGACCAAUGCUUAAAAAUACAUUACAUGCUGCUGCUAAAAGCUAAAUAGUGCUGCGCCAAUUAUUUGUGCGUCAUUCCUUUUGUCAUGUUUAACUGGGAAUCUUUCACAUUUCAGUAGUAUAUGUUCCGACACACUACUCAGCUUGUAGGAUGUCACUUCCUGAGAGCCAUGUUGCCAUGGUAACCCAACCUCUUCUGAGUUAAGCCGAACACAAAUACAUUUAUCCUUGGCAAACUGAAAACUUUUUAAAUUUAAACACUUAAAUUGAAGCGUUUUUGAUGUCAGGUCGCAGUCCAGCAGCGUCAUUGCUGCAUUGCAUAAUGGGACAUUUAUGCCCGGUGUGGAGUCCUGCGACACAUCCUCUAAUGUUCCCUCAGAAACAUGCAAAUAGUGUAUUUCAGUACAUUCGUUGGUUUCGGCACGCUAAAAAAUGACUUCAGUAUGUAAAUUUGGAUGCGAUUCUAAUCGUGCUUUUUGUAAGUUGUUUUUCGUUCCCAAGUUCAAAACAGAAAGUGACUUUUGACUUGUAAUUUGGAUGACCAGCUAGUUACAGACUUUUCUGUGUAAACCUUUACAAGAAGUUAAAGGUAUAAUGUCGAACGUCACUAUGAGCUCAUUUUAUAUUUUGAAAAUUGAAGUUUUGUACUGGAUCACUGCAAUGAUGCUACAGAAAUAAUGAAAUGUUACAAAUUCCACAUCACGUCUGUUGUACAUGUACAUGUAAUUCUAAGAAAAAUACCGGAUCAAAAUCAGGGAGGGACGUGUGUAUUAAGAUAUUUUAAUUAAAACUAGUUCCUUUUUCCAUUACAUAAAUGUGGCUUAAAAACAAUGCCUAAUUUCAACAUGUAAACUGUUAAUGCAAAAGGUGAACUUUUGCAUUAAAACUUCCUGGUCAGACAGAUUAUAUGUCAAAAUCUUGUUUCCAGUCUUUUCUUUUUUACGUGACUGUAAAAUCUAAAUUACAAAGUAUUAUUUUUUGCAAUUAAUAUAUAAACAGCACUUUUUUUUAAUGUUGUUAUUUGGGAUCUUUAGUUGAAUAUGAAAAAUAUGAAUGAGACAUGGACUGCUUGAAUUAAAUGAAUUUGAACCAGGGCUUUGGUUUUCUCCACACAGACGCUCUGUUAUGUUUCACCUCAACACACUGCUGGACUGCUAAAAGCAGCUCAGGGUCAUCCAGAGCAUCUGAACUUGGGAGUCCAUUAGACAGGAGUUUAAAAGAUUCAGCUCCAGUGGGUAUUCAGAGGCAGUCCCUUUACAGGACAGUGCAUUUACACCAAACAGCAAACGGGCAGACUUACUCACAGAUGCAAGUUUGCAAGGUUUGAAUUUCCUAAGGUGAAUGUAGUCAUGUUCUGUAUUUCAUAGUACUAAAGUUUAUUUUACUAAGGACAUAUCAAGUGGAAAUGGGUAAUAUUUAAUAAGAUGGGAUCGGAAACAUUAAAAAAAAAAGCAUCAGCCAAAAAUGUUUUCAUUAUGUUACAGUUUUUAAGGUCAGCAGCCAUUUACACCAGCAAGUUUGAGACUUAAGGCAACUACAUUUCACAAAAACCUGUAACCAAACAUACUGAUUUAUUUUUUUGAUCAUUACAAGUCAGCUACAAGUCAAUAAUCGAUCAAUUUAACUUGAUGCCACAAAAGGACACCAGCUAAAAUCAGUGUUUACACUUUCAGAUUAAAGAAACGAGAUGGGAUGGGUAACCUUUAAUCCAGUAAUGUGAUGGUGUUCUGUCAUUCUGACGAUGGUCACUAUUAUAUUAAUGUGCUCCCAGUGGCAGAGACACCUUCCUCCCCAGUGUGUAGAGAUACUGCUGCGGUGGUGGGAGUGCAUCUCCUUCUGCAGUGCCAUUUGAGUGGCCCAUUCCUGCCAUCCUCCUUUGCCUCUUUAAACCUUGUGCUUGCAUUCUUCCUGGUCCUGCAUGUAGGCAGCCUGUGCUUUUUCAUGUUGACCAAAAGCCUGUGCAAGUCAUCAGUGUGCUGAUGCCUCUGUUUAGUUUAGUUUUUCCCCCUAAUUUCAGUGGUUGUAAUCAUGUGAGUGACCAUCUGUAGAUUACACUGAGAUUAAAGGGGAGGAUGUGCUUGUCUGAAAUGGGCUUUCGUGACUUUUAAAGGUGCUGAUGGAGGUUAUACCUUUGGACUGAACCUGUAAAUUAUUAGGCUCUAAUUUAAAAUACUGACAGAGCCGACUCUUCAGAUAAAAAUCAGGUAAAUGUGUAUUAAAUAACCAAAACAGUAGUCCUCCACCAAGGCUAAUGUCCCAUCCACAUCAAAAUUUAAUAGGUUCUUCCUUUACACAUUCCUCUCCAUCUCCUGACCUUCGCCUUCUACUCUACUAAAAGCAUCACUGAAAAAAAACAGAGAAAUAAUUUUAGCUGUUGAGCAGAUUGACAUUUUGAUGGUAAACAUGAAGCUUCACAAGCAGCAGUACAUAGCAGGCUGAUGAAUCUUUGGCUGAUCGUUUAAGUGAAAUGUGAAAACGACAGAAUCCCACCGAAAGUAAAAACAAGGUUCCUUCCUGAGCUUUUGCAAAACUUAUAUUUAAGGACAGUUAUUAUUAAAAGUUCAUCAGUCAUGUGUGUUCAUUACUGCUUUGCCUUUCUUAUGACAGGAAUGUGUUUAAGUGGUGAAAAUGGGACUGCGUUUUGUUCAUUUUUUCCAAAUGUGUGUCUCAUGAAGUCGCCUUUAACUGCAUUGAUUGUGACAGGCUUUUGAUGUCUCUCCUCCAAAAUGCGCUUGUACAAAAAGCACACUGACUGGAAAAAACAACAACAAAAAAAAAACCCAUUGUGUGAAUGCUCCAUGGAUGGUUGUGUUCCAAGUUUGUAUUCCCACUGCAAAAUAAAGACAGUGUGUCUUGUUUA